Rana temporaria (common frog) is the source of this 2144-nucleotide messenger RNA. RefSeq names its product gastrula zinc finger protein XlCGF26.1-like. Lineage: Eukaryota; Metazoa; Chordata; Amphibia; Anura; Ranidae. The coding region runs from base 120 to 1880 and encodes 586 amino acids. The transcript is spliced from 3 exons. The record is from RefSeq and is a predicted model, not a curated record.
CUUCCUUUGUACAAAUGUAUUCUGUUAUCUUUGGGGUUUAGGGUGAAGAACUGAAAGACAUUAAAGUUGAGGUUAAAGAGGAAGAAGAAGAGAGGUUGGUGAGUGGAGAUCAGCAGUCUAUGGAGGAGGGUUGUCCUCUGGAUUCCCACAAUUCUACACAGGAAGAUCUCCAAUAUACAGAGAAUGGGAGAUCAGGAGAUCAGACUGAAGAACGGAAAGACAUCACAGUUGAGGAUAAAGAGGAAGAAGAAGAGAGGUUGGUGAGUGGAGAUCAGCAGUCUAUGGAGGAGGGUUGUCCUCUGGAUUCCCAGAAGUCUACACAGGAAGAUCUCCAAUAUACAGAGAAUGGGAGAUCAGGAGAUCAGCAGUCUAUGGAGGAGGGGGAGAUGAUUAUGAAAAGUAAACCAGUGGAAGCUUCUCUACUUCUCAACACAAAUGGACUCUAUCUAUGGAACUCUACUGAGGGACAUCUUGUUGUGUCUCAAAGUUGUAAUGUAGAUGAGAAUGGAAUUGUACAAUAUUUUGUAGGAGUAAAUCCCGUUAAUCAAAGCAUCCAUCACAGACCUUCCGAUCCAGACCGAUCGAUCCAUCCCUCUAAUUGUGAGGAACCUCCACAUACAUCCAAUGGUGAUAGUCAGGAUGUCCAUCUAAGACCUCACAGUGUGCCGACAUCACCAGAUCCAUCCAAUCCCAAGGAAUGCUCUUCAAGCGCUCAAGGUGAUCACACUGGAGUGGACUCGUUAUCGUGCUCGGUGUGCGGGAAAUCUUUCACUGAAAGCAAAGACCUUCUCACGCACCAGAAAAUUCACACGAUUGCGCGUCCUCACGCAUGCUCCGAGUGCGAGAAAUGCUUCAUUCACAAAAACGACCUGCUUAGACACCAGAAACUUCACAUGGACGAUCGUCCUUAUCCAUGUUUAGAGUGCGGGAAAUGUUUUACUGAGAAAAAAGUGCUUCUCACACACCAGAAAUGUCACACAGGGGAGCGUCCUUUUUCAUGUUCAGAGUGCGGAAAAAGUUUCAUUCUGAAAAACAUACUGGUUAGACACCAGAGAAUUCACAGUGGGGAGCGUCCGUUCUCAUGUUCAUUUUGUGGGAAACGUUUCAUUCAGAAAUCAGACCUUUUUAAACACCAGAGAGUUCACACGGGUGAGCGUCCGUUCUCGUGUUCAGAGUGCGGGAAAGGUUAUAGUGUGAAAGCAAAACUUCUUGCACAUCAGAGAAUGCACACAGGCGAGAGUCCUCAUUUAUGUUCAGAGUGCGGGAAAUGUUUCUUUAUGAAAAACUCACUGGUUAGGCACCAGAGAAUUCACACGGGGGAGCGUCCUUAUUUGUGUCCAGAGUGCGGGAAAGCUUUCAUUGAGAAAGGAAAACUUGUUCUACACCAGAAAAUUCACACGGGUGAGUGUCCGUUCUCGUGUUCAGAGUGCGGGAAAUGUUAUCCCGUGGAAGCAAAACUUCUCGCACAUCAGAGAAUUCACAAGGGCGAGAGUCCUCAUUUUUGUUCAGAGUGCGGAAAAUGUUUCCUUCGGAAAUCAAACCUUGUUAAACACCAGAGAAUUCACACUGGCGAGCGCCCUUUCCUAUGUUCAGAGUGUGGGAAGUGCUUUACUGAGAAAGGCACACUUAUUGUGCACCAAAGAAUUCACACAGGUGAGUGCCCUUUCCUGUGUUCAGAGUGCGGUAAAUGUUUCCGUCACAAGAAAGCUCUUAUUGCGCACCAGAGAAUUCACACUGGUGAACUGCCUUUUUCAUGUUCAGAGUGCGGGAAGUGCUUCGCUGAGAAAAAAACACUUCUUGCACACCAGAGAAAACACAGCGGGAAGUGUUACACGGAGAAAGCAAAACUUCUUGCACACCAGAAAAAUUCACACGGGUGACAGUCCUUAUUUAUGUUCAAUGUGCGGGAAACACUUCAUUCAGAAAUCAGACCUUCUUAAACACCAGAAAAUUCACACGGGCGAAGACCCUUUCCUGUGUUCAGAGUGCGGGAAAUAUUUCAUUUGCAAGGAAGCACUUACUACGCACCAGAAAAUUCACAGCGGAGGAGUCAUACCACCGACGGUCAGAUUUUCUCCUAGUGAGAAAAUAUUAUUAUAACCACAUGUUUAUUUACAGUAUCUCACAAAAGUAAGUACACCCCU